Messenger RNA from Eruca vesicaria subsp. sativa (arugula), 1187 nucleotides. The record is from the annotation of a GenBank genome assembly. NCBI's taxonomy places the organism in Eukaryota, Viridiplantae, Streptophyta, Magnoliopsida, Brassicales, Brassicaceae.
CUAGAACCCUAAAGCAAGAGGUUCCAUUUUCGUCGGGUCAAAAACCACCGGAGAGGGACGAUCAAUGGCGGCGAUGCUAAUCGGAAGAGCUUUUAAAUCAGUUAGAGUGGUCCGUGCUCGAUCCUUCUGUACAGCAUCUGCUGCUCGUCAACCCGAUUCCGAUGGUCAAUCAUCGGAAUCAUCAUCUUCGUUCACUUUCGACAAGGAGACCGAGAAACCAAUCCUCGUGAAAGCCCCGAACGCACGACGGAACAACGACUCGGAUUCGGUGACGAUGCCGACGUCUUUCAUGACGGGUUCGAUCGUGGGGAAGAGGUUCUACAAGAAGGUGACGACGAGGGAAGCAGACGAUGGGAAUGGGUGGACUGUGAUGCUCGAUUACAGGACACUUAAGACACCUUCGAAGAGAGCUCUCAAGCUUCCUUCUUUGGCACUUGCUAAGGCCAUUGCUGCUGAGUGGGAGUAUCAGCUAGCAGAAGGAAUCAGACCAUUCACCAUGCCGCUGAUGAAACUAGCAUGUACUGCACUUGAAAGAGUUCCUCUCACACGCCCCAAGAUCAUCGAACAUCUAUUAAGAAAGAUACAUCAAGAUCUUGUGUUUUUCCGAGCACCUGAAGAUAACGAUCUAACUAGUGACGUCCAUGAGGUUCAGGUGGAGAGGAUUGAUCCUCUACUUGAGUGGGUAGAAACAGAGUUUGGGAUCAAACCCAAAGUUUAUUCUAGCAUCUUUGGAGGAAAACAAGAUGAAAAGCUAGUGAAAGCAGUAGAAGCUCUGCUCAAGAAGACUAAUGAUGGUGAACUCGCAAGCAUCGACGCGCUUGAAGCAUCAGCUCACUCUGUAGUAAUUGCUCUCGGCAUCUACUGUGGGAAGUUGCAGAUCGAUGAUGCAAUCAAAUUGAUAAGACUUGAAGAAGAUUUACAGGUGGACAAAUGGGGAUUAGUUGAAGGUGGGCAUGAUAUCGAUAUUGCUGAUCUCAAAGUUCAGAUCUCAGCGGCUACUGUGUUUCUUGCUCUGUCCCGUCAAAACUGAUCAUAUGUCUCUUUUGCUCAGAUACCUUUUACAGUUAUUCCAAAAACAAAGCUUCUCUCUGAGCUUUAUCUGUUUGUACUUUGUAGAAUAGAUGAUUGUAUUGGUAAACGUUGUUUUCCUCUCUAUUCACCAAUAAAGCAUACAUUGUUUAAUCCAA